Molecule: messenger RNA, 10351 nt
Organism: Pan troglodytes (chimpanzee)
Lineage: Eukaryota; Metazoa; Chordata; Mammalia; Primates; Hominidae
Product: long intergenic non-protein coding RNA 2913
Exons: 1
Coding region: 4819-5517 (232 amino acids)
Source: RefSeq, a predicted model, not a curated record
UGACAGCUGGGGAAUCCUCAGCUUCUGUGUAGUUGGGCUCAUAAGGACCAAUGUGUUGGUACCAAGGCUGUUGCUUUAAUAGGCAGUGGUCCACUUUUCUUUAAGUCCUUUUGCUUCAAAUUUUUGGGAAUCUGAUAAAGGCUUUAGCUGCUCUCCUUAGACCAAAAAACUUUCCUCUACUCCCCUUGUUCCUUCUCUGCACACUUAUUUUUACUUUUAUUAUUUUUUGAGGCAGAAUCUUACUGUGUCACCCAGGCUGAAGUGCAGCGGCGUGAUCACAGCCCCCUGCAACCUUGACCUUCCGGGCUCAAGGGAUUCUCCCAUCUCAGCCUCCCGAGUAGCUGGGACUAUAGGUGCCAGCCACCAUACCUGGCUAAUUUUUGUUGCUGUGUUGUUUUAGUAGAGACGAGGUCUCGCCAUGUUGCCCAGGCUGGCAUGCUUUAAGGUACAGUUUCCAGAGGAGGUGGAGGAGCAGCCUUCAGAGGCCUGUCCUGACCCUAAGGUGACCAGCCUCUGGGUUUCCAGAUGAGCAGCUUUGGCACACAGGUCAGAGGCCAGGUACAGUGGGCACUUUGUUAGUAUCGCUUCAUGUCAACUCAUCCACCUGAAGAGGACAGCGUUUGAGGUAGAGAUUGCUAUGUUUUCACCAAACCCUGGUUCAUUGGCUUCCUCCUGGGCAUGCAGCUGGACUGCAUUUCCCAGCCUCCCUUGCAGCUGGGAGUGGCCACAUGACCCGGCUCUGGCCUGUGCAACGGGAGCUGAAAUGAUGUGGCUCCUCUGCUCCUGGUUUAGCUUGGUCCACAAGCAUCCUUCCAUGCUAUCCUCCAUGCUCCCUCUUUCUUCUCCCACAUGGUUGCAGCAGAGGAGGAUAAGGCCUUAGGUGAUGACAGGGUCACAGGGUGAAGGGGCCCGGGCCCCUGAGUGACCACAUGGAGCAGAGCCCUUGCCCCUCCCUCCACCAGCCCCCAGGAGACUGUAAUGCAAGCAAGAAAUAAACUUCUCUUCGGGGGCUGUUUCUUACAUUUGUUAUGACUAAGUCAACAUUUUCAUCAUCCCCAUCCAGGGGAAGUCCUUUUCCACUGAAAAGGAAUCCAUCUCAGGGCUCCUUUAAAAUAGAGAGCUCCUCCAGUGCCUUUGGCCUGGGAUCCCUGAAGCUGGAGAGUGUCUGCCUCCGGCCCUGAACCUAGCGCCUGCCUGAACCUCAGGGCAUCUUCUCUGGGGCUCUGAUUUACGGUGACUCUGGGCUUCACCCCUUGCCCUCAGGUUCCCACCCCUGCUUUCCUCCUUCCUCGUGUCUGUAGUCUGUGGCCUUCUUCUUCCAUCCUGCGGCCUCCCAUUUACUUUGACCAUUGUCUGGGGUUGAAAGACCAAGGUUCAGGGGUCAGGUGUAUCUAUUUUUUUCCCUUCUCCCUGACAAAUUGCUCCCUGUGGGCAGGGCCCGCGCUGGCUCACUGUGAACUUCCUCCUACACAGUAGAAGGUUGAGCACACAGGGGCCGCUUCUGGAACGCCACAUUCUUUGCAGUUCCACAGUGUGGAAGGCCCUGAGGGGGUUGCUCCCAGGAUCCCAUGUUCCCUGGGGCACUCGGAUUCCAAAGAGAGAAGCCGGCCUCUGUUUCCGGCUCAUUUCCUAAGUGAGCCACUGCAGGGCUCCAGAAAGGUGGAGUCCAGGCAGCUGGCUCUGGCCUCUUUUCCCAGCUACACACAGCAUCCUGGCCCCUGUCCACAGCCCCUCCAUGUCUGGCAGACCAAGAGACAGGUCUAAUGCCCUGCCCAACCUAUCCCCACUGUGGGAAACUCUUUCCAUCACCCUUCCUCCCAGCGGGGACCACUUUCCACCUUUUAAAUAAUUAAGUUGGUCUCCAAACCACCAGUUACCAAACCCUUCUGCCCUUGGUAAUCUUCCAAAAAAUUUACAACAACAACUCUCCUUGCUGUGUGCCAGGCCCCAGGCUAAGCCACUUAUACCCUAGAUACCAAUCCCUGGGGAUGGAUGUCAUCAGUAUCCCCAUUUGACAGAUAAGGAAGGUGAGGUUCAAAGGGCCUCCUGCCCCCUGUCGCCCCCGCCCUGGCCCUGUACCAGCUUCGAAUGCAGUGGCAGGGGGCCACGAUCUUGUGCCCAGGCCUGGUUCUCCUACCCCCAGCAGCGGGAGAGAAUGCCGGGGAGGCACGAGGCCGAUCCCUCCCCAGGGGGCUCCCACAGCUCCCAAGCUCACUGACACUUGGGUUUCCUUCCUCUCCUCUGGCCCUCCCCUGGCCCCCUCUGCUGCACCCCCAGCUUGUCCCACCCACCCUUGAGCUCGACCCCUCUCCCUCCCCGGUUCCCACCAUCAAAAGCGCCUGCUGCGGGGCUUGGCUCUGUUUGGUUUCUCCAGAGCCUGCCCAGGGAGCUCUGCCUCUCGGAGGUUGUGUGCUCACUUUGCAAAACAGCAGAAAUUUAUAGCCCAAGUAAUUGAUCACGGCGCUUCUGCCUCCCUCCAUCUCUCUCGGGCUCCUAAUUCCCUUCUCCCGCUCUUCUCUUUUUUCUCAGCGCGCCAUCUGUGGUGUCAGAGAAAAGGAAGCCAAAAGUGGGGGGGUGUUUCUAGUCCCAGUUCUGCCAAUUACGAGUCACAUGAACCUCAGUUUCCCCAUCCGCAAAACGGAGAAGCUAAUAAUACCUGCUCACAAGUGUGCCGGGCCCGUGGAGGCCGGGGCCGGGAGGAGCACCCAGACGGAGUGACUUCUGGCCCUGAGCCACCCUGUGGGGGUGCAGGGUGGGGUGGGGGCCCACCUUCCCAGUGGGGACACUGGGGCCAAGAGAGCUCGAGCCAUCCACUCAGGGUCGCAGAGCUGGUAAACAGCAGCCCUGGGGCUUGAACCAGGUGAGUUGUACCUCAAAGCCGGAACCAUUAGGCCACACUCCCCCGACGCCGGCCCCAGGGCCCAUCAGAAAACAGGUGAGCCUCACCAGGCCUCCCAGACCCCUAUUUCACUCCAUUCUGGAGCUAACUGUGGGGCAGAAGGAGAGGCCACUGGGGCAAAGGGAACACUUUGCAAAUUGUAGAGAGCCGCGAGGAUGGAAGGAAACUUCACAAUCAUUCCCAUCACUCUUCAGCGCCGGCCCCCCUGGAUCAGACCCCUCCACUGUCUGGGAGACUCACUGGGACCUAAGAGCUUCCCUGGCCCUCAGUUGCUGUCUCUCCCUCCAGAGAAGCUGUAUGAAUAGCGGCCUCCCUCCGGCCAGGCCCCUACACCUGCCAGCCUCCAGGAAGGCCCACAGAACCUUCCAGAACAACUCACAAAUGACCCUGAAGAGCACUUCACUCGCCCUUCCGUGGCAGAUGAGGCAGCAGACCUGGGAGGGGAGGCCCAGGUUCCCGGCCCGAGCUCUGGGGGGCCCGGGGCUGGAAACUCCCCUCUGAGCCCCACUCCAGGGCGGGGCUGAGGCCAUUCCUGACCCCUUCUGUUCGGUUCUGGGGGAUGGGGGACGAGUGCUUCCAGGGGGGAAGUGCUUGUCUUUUUCCCCCUCCGCCCUCAGUCUAGCUUGUCUCUGCCUGUGUACGUCUCUCUGUCUCUCGCUGUCUCUGUGUGUGUCUUUCUCUCCAAGCCCCCAGCCCGCAGGUACGGGCUUGCUUCCACCCGUGCGUGGCCCCCAAGACUGAGCACAGCUCCUCGGGUGUUUGCAUCCAAGGUGCCCACAGCGCCCCGGCCUCCUCCCUUCCCCAUGGCAGCCCCGGGGGUUGCUCUGGGCAGGGCGGUCCGCAGCUCGGGGGCGGCGGGCACGUUCUGUUCCCCGCUUUCGGGCGGGGACCGCAGGCUCCAGCCCCGGCGGCUGCCUGCUCCCGCCUGGCUGGCGGAGAUGAGAGCCGGCUGCAGGGCUGGGAGCGAGGCAGCAGCACACAGAACAAACAGAAUUUUUUUUUGCAACUAGAGGGGGAAGCACAGAGCUAAAAAUAAAACGAAAAGAUCAGUAUCUGUCAGUCUGACAGCUGAUUGGCUGCUCGGAGAUGCAUAUAAUUACCAGCAACUGGCGCUGGGUAGGCAAAGCCGGGAGAAACUGCUGAGACGAGGUUAGGAUUUAACCUUUAAAUUCUGGAGCCAUCGGAAACCGAGGGGAGGACGACGGGUGUCGGUGCUAAUGAGGCUGGGGGCGGGCGAUGCGCGGUGGGCCUCCGAGUCCGGGGCAGGUCUCGGGGGUUCCCCGGGGAAGGCCCUGGGAGCCCUUGGCCCUGGCGGCCUCCGCCAUCAGACUGGGAAUGUCUCUGAUUGGGCGGCCAGGAGGCGGUGGCCCUCCUCCCCGCCCAGCUGAGGGGUGUCGUCUUCCGCGAAGUUAGGGUCUCACCUGGGAGGCAAGGAGGGAGGGGGCUGCCUGAGGCCCUGGGCCCCUCUCGGGACUGGCGCACCCCGUCUCACCCACAUUCCUUCGCCUUUCCCUGCCCAGUGUGGAUUUCCAAAACCCAUCCCCGCUCCCCUCCUUCCUUCACCCCAAGUCACCCCUGUUCCCAGCUCUGUUUCUUGCCCCACCCAGGGAGGGCUUUUCCGCACCUCAGGCUUGUCCUAGGGCCCCCAGACAGACAAAAACUGCGGCAGUUGAGGGGUGUUGUGCUCUCCCUAAGCCUCAAUUUCUUCAUCUGUUAAAGGCAGGUGAUGAAAAUUGGGCCUACCUGGCUGCUGGUCAAAUGCCAGGGCUGCUGUGGGCCCAGCCUUGCAUGUUGACUCUCACCUGAGCCAGGAGUCAGGAGAUCGGGGUUCUAGUCCAGCUGGGAAUUGUCCCAGUGUGAAUUGGGAGUAAGAGUUCCUGCCCUCUGACCUCUCCAGGUGGCAGCGGGGACCACGUGAGAUGGCGUAUGUGGCCUUGAGCGAUAAAUCUCACCUGUGGGGGGAGGUGGGCGAGGAAGCCUGCAGCUCCUUGAACCCACCACUUUUCUCUCCCAGGCCCUUGCCCAGGCUGUGGCCUCUGCCUGGAACCCCUUUUCUUCCCAUCCGAGCCCUUCCCUUCAGUGCCUCUUCCUCUGGGAAGUCCUCUCUGGUGCCCAGCCCGUCCUCUUCUGCCCACUCUGGGUUUCGCACCCCAUGCUUAGGCCCUGAUUGCCUGCUUUGCACACAGGGCUGUGAGCUCCAUGAGGGCAGGAACCACAUGGCUGUUCACAGCUGUGUUGCCAGGGCCUGGCCUGGAGCCCCUCAGGAAGUGAGACAUCUGAAUCCUCUGCUCUGUGACCCUGGCAGCCAGGUAGAGCCAUCUUGGCCAUGGCACCCAGGCUUGGAGCAAGCAGCAGCCUCAUGGGUGGGGAACCACGUUUCCCCAGCACAUCGGCAGGCCCUAAGGGGACAUUCGCUUGGCUCUGCCGUCAGAGCACUGAUGCCCGGGGGACACUGCCCUUUGUGUGUCCCACCUAAGAGAGGAUGCAGCCUUAGAGGGGGCAGGGGUAAACAUGGUCCCAGGCCCUGUUGUCCCCUCCUAAGAAAGUUCCCAGUUCUGCCUGUCCAUCCCUGGCCUUUUCCCUGUGCUGUCUGGGACAGUGGGUGGAGCUGCCGCUGAGCGGUGGGACCUAGAAAACACAUACUGACCUAUAGGAGGCACUGCCCAGAGCUCCUAACUGGGGUGGGGUGCAAAGGAAAGGUGGGUGAGGGAGGCAGAGAGAAAUCAUAUUAGUAGCCCACACGUCAAUAGUCUAGCUGUGUGCCUGCCUCUCUCAUGCACUUCAUGGGGAUUAUUUCCUAGAAUUCCCACAAGAGCCCCUUGCAGGUGGUGCGAUUGUUAGCUAUAAUUUGAAGAUGAGGAAACUGAGGCACAGAGUAGUUAAGCAAUGCACCCAGGAGCCCACAGCUAGGGAGGACAGAGGCUGGAUCCAGCCCAGUCCCCUGUCUCCUGGGGCCAGGCCCGGCGCUCCCACCUCUCUGAUAAGGAUAAAAAGGAGGGAGCGGGAAGGGAGAUAUUCCAGAGGCAACUACCAUGAGACCUCCCGGCAGAGAGGCUUGAAAACGUCUUUUGUGUGUGGUACGCAAACCAUUUCCCCUUUGGUGUCUCUUUGAAAGAUUUCGGGAAGAUUUAAACUUUUUUUUCAAUGAUUUGGGGAUGUCAGACUGGUGUUUUUUUGAGGGUGACACCGUGAUGAGACUGGCCCCCAAGGCAGCCCCGUUUUACUCAGGUUAUGGUAAUAGAACUUCUGCAGCCUCAAAAGCAGCUUCCGCCGACUGAGCGCUCACCCCGGGGUCCGUGCUGGACUCAGCCUUGACUCGGAUGCCCACCCUGAGCCCCACCCGAGAAAGGGAUUAUUUCAUCCCUGCAUUAUUUCCUUACAGCUGAUGGCAGAAUCUGCUCAUCUCCAAAUUCGCUGUCUCCCCAUUAGGAGUGAGCUUGGUGAGGGCUCCAAUCUGGUCUCUCCCGUUCAUUGCUGAGUCCCUGGCACCCAGCAUCAGCCCCGCAUGGAGCAGCUAGUCAAUAAAGCUUUGCUGGACACAUUUCAGAUGAAGAGACUGAGGGUCAGAGAGGUCACACGGCUUGCUUGGAAGAAACAUCAGAUUUGUCUGGCUCAAGAGUCCACUUCUGGCUCCCACCUCACACAGUUGCUUAAGACACCCCCACCCCAAGAGAGCCUCAGAGCCUGAGUCUUCCCCGCCUCCGCCCAUUCUCAGGCCCUUAUACUAAAACCAGUGAGGCCUCUGAACUGCUGUCUGCCCCCGCAACCUUUUCCUUGCUUAUCUGGGAAUCAGGCAAAAGUUGGCCGGAGUUAGCUCAGUCUCAGAGAAGCUGCAUUCUUCUAGAGUCACUCGGUUUUGCGUGACCUGAUUCAAAAUUUCCAUCUUUGUCACUUUGAUUCCCACUCUGAGAAGUUUUCUCAGUACAUAUAACCUUACUAUGUGAUGACUGGCCUGGGUAUUCAUAUGUGCACUUGUUACCUGUUGCUUAUCUCCUGGGGGACCCCUGGUUCAGAGGGGUUUAAGCAGGUGUCCUGGUGAGACCGGGGUUAUCAUCAGAGACUCUCAGGGUUAGAGCUUGGCCCUGCCACUGAGUGGCCUUGGGAGUCUCAUUUGACGUCUCUGAACCUUGGAUUCCUCACUUGUGAAAUGGGGACAGGUUGAGUUCCUGCAUGGAAAGUGUCUUGCUUGAUGUCUCGCCAAAAGACCAAAACUGCCGUCACUCACUGCCGGAGAGGCCCUGCACGUGGAUAUUAGAGUUUGCUGGGUUUUGUUUGUCCUGAGUGAAUGUCUGUCCAUAUACAGGCUGAUGGAUUUUAUAGCUGUAAGGUCCCUAACACAAUCAAUCUCUCUCCUCAAAAGACCAAGAGCAUGCCUGGACUCAGAGAGCACCGUGUGUGGGGGGCUGGCGUGGGCACGUGUCCGCAGCUGGGACUGGCUUCUAGGGUUCUGGGCUCAGGCAGGAGGGCGGGGUCCCAGGAGAUCAUCUCUCUCUCCUUACCCUGGAGCCUUUGGAAGUUGGUUUCCAAAUGUCCUGAAUUCCUGUUCAUUAAUAUGUGGCCCAGUACAGUGCUUGUCCCGGCAGCAGGAGCUUGGUUGGUGUGAGUCUGCUGGGGAAUGGGAUAAAGCAGAGAAAUGUCAAGCUUUCCCUUAAAAACAAAAAACAAAAGCAAACCCUCACAUCUCCCACCAAUAACACACCAUUGUUAUCCCUGUACUUAAGACAUGUUGUUGCCAGGCAUGGUGGCUCACACUUAUAAUCCCGACACUUUGGGAGGCCGAGGCGGGUGGGUCACCUGAGGUUGGGAGUUUGAGACCAGCCUGACCAACAUGGAGAAACCUCGUCUCUACUAAAAAUACAAAAUUAGCCGGGCAUGGUGGUGCAUGCCUGUAAUCCCAGCUGCUGGGGAGGCUGAGGCAGGAGAAUGGCUGGAACCCGGGAGGUGGAGGUUGUGGUGAGCUGAGAUCGCACCAUUGCCCUCCAGCCUGGGCAACAAGAGCAAAACUCUGUCUCAAAAAAAAAAAAAAAAAAGAAAAGAAAAGAAAGAAAGAAAUGUUAUUUUGGAAAAACAUCUGCCUGAACUCCAGGCAGUACCAGCACCUUCCUUGUGUCCAGCGUUGCAUGGGGAGUGCCAGACAGCAAGGCCCCACUUGUGGGCAGGUCUGUGCGCUGUGACAUGCCAGCCUCUUCACAGCCCAGGUCAUCCUCACCUCCACCCCAUGAGGUGCAACUAGAUGAAACUGCCACUUCCCAGAUAAGGAAGAUGCACAGGGAGCUAAGAGGCCCGGCUGAAGGUCCCACAGUGAGAAAAGUCAGUAGCCCAGCUGUGGGCCUGAGCCCCGGGUGCUCCAGUGGGCAGGAUGGAGUCCUGGUCUUCAGCAAGGCUCAGCUUGGUGGGGGAGACACAUCCCCGACCCCAGACAGACUUUGAGUUCUGGCAGCUGGGCACUGGGGGAGCUUUCUGGGAACAAGCGUGAACCACACAUGGUCCCUGCCCUGGAGUCGCUUACAUCUCCCAGGAGAGGGGGAUACAUCCACAGACUGUGAACACAUGGGCCUAAGAGGGGCCACCCAGGGCUGCAGAACUGAUCCAUCCCAUACAAAAUCACUGAAAAGACCUCCACAGACCUUGCUUAAAAAUAGUCUUCUUGGCCAGGUGCAGUGGCUCACGCCUGUGAUCCCAGCACUUUGAGAGGCUGAGGUGGGUGGAUCACCUGAGGUCGGGAGUUCAAGACCAGCCUGGCCAACAUGGGAAAACCCCGUCUCUACUAAAAAUACAAAAAAUUAGCCGGGUGUGGUGGCGGAUGCCUGUAAUCCCAGCUACUCGGGAGGCUGAGGCAGGAGAAUCGCUUGAACCUGGGAGGCAGAGAUUGCUUUGAGCUGAGAUCACGCCGCUGCACUCCAGCCUGGGCAAUGGAGCAAGACUCCGUCUCAAAAGUCUCCUGGCGGUGUGUCCCCAUCAGAGUUCAGGUCGUUCAUUGUGAAUGGAUGGUGCAUCUUUUACAUCUCAAAGUGGACUCCUUUUUAAGCCAUAUUUGAAACCCAGUUGGCUUUCCCUUCCCAAGAAUGUCCUGGCCCAUGGUCCUGGAGACCUCUGAACCUGGGUGUCGAGCUACUAGACACGUAAAAACCAUUUCUAAGUACCCCUUGUGGGCCAGGCUUAUACCUGUAAUGCCAACACUUAGGGAGGCUGAGGCAGGAGGAUUACUUGAGCCCAGGAGUUUGAGACCAGCUUGGGCAACAGGGUGAGACCCUGUGUCUACAAAGAGUAAGAUGAUUAGUGGAACAUGCUGGUGCACACCUGUAGUCCCAGCUACUUGGAGGCUGAGGUAGGAAGAUCACUUGAGCCUGGGAGGUUGAGGCUGCAGUGAGUCUUGAUUGUGCCACUGCGCUCCAGCCUGGGCAACACAGUUAGAUCCUGUCUCAAAAAAAAAAAAAAAAAAAAAAAAAAAAAGAAGCCCUUGUGUCCCUCCCCUGCAAUCCUGUGCUGUGCCCAGAGGUGGCUUCCAGUCCAGAAUGGAGAAGACGCAUUCCGGCCGUCAUGGGCUCUGGGGACCCCACCUCCUCCAGGCUGCUGGCAGAUGGAGAAAAUGUGUCUGGGGCAGAGGCUGCGAGCUGAAGUUGCCAGUUGAUAGCAGCACCUGCUGUAUCCAUCUGACCUUCCAGCUCUCACCUUUAACCUUUGCACUCUCCCGACCAGUAUCUGCAAGGCCUCCAAUCUCCUGUGGUUGUGGGGUGGAAGUGAGAGGGGUAGGGGAGGGAAGAGGUCUGCCUGGGAGGAGCCAGGGAAAGCAGCUGGGGUGGAAGCCCCACAGAGACCCCACUCCCUGGAAUGCUUCUGGGCUGGCCGCACCCCCACGCUUGGUGCAGGUUUCUACAAGAAAUUCAAAUGUGUCUGCGGCUGGAUUCUGCCAGGCUCCCCUGAAACCUGCAAACAAGAGCCCACAUGUCCUCGAGGACAGCUUGCAAGAGAACGGGGGGCGAGGAGCAUCUAGUGAAAACCCAGGAUGAGUGCACGAGGUGCCCCUUCCCCCCAGGAUGAGUGCACGAGGUGCCCCUUCCCAUCCUGGGCGUCACAGGGCAGCCUGUGGCCGCCCCCAUCGCCAGCAGGGCUGGGUGGGAGUGGGGAAACAAAGACUUUAUUUUAAAGAAAAGAUGGGCCAGGCGUGGUGGCUCACGCCUGUAAUCCCAGCACUUUCGGAGGCUGAGAUGGGCGGAUCACGAGGUCAGGAGUUCGAGACCAGCCUGGCCAACAUGGUGAAACCCUGUCUCUACUAAAGAUACAAAAAAAAUUAGCCAGGCGUGGUAGCACAUGCCUGUAAUCCCAGCUACUUGGGAGGCUGAGGCAGGAGAAUCGUUUGAAUCCAGGAGGUGGAGGUUGCAGUGAACUGAGAUCGCGCCAUUAUACUCCAGCCUGGGCAACAGGGUAAGACUCCGUCUCAAAAAAAAAAAA